This is a messenger RNA of Aspergillus glaucus CBS 516.65, 1647 nucleotides long. Its product is annotated as putative SIR2 family histone deacetylase (Hst4). Gene Ontology annotation, biological process: replication-born double-strand break repair via sister chromatid exchange; regulation of DNA repair; negative regulation of transcription by RNA polymerase II. Lineage: Eukaryota; Fungi; Ascomycota; Eurotiomycetes; Eurotiales; Aspergillaceae. The record is from RefSeq and is a predicted model, not a curated record. The transcript is spliced from 2 exons. Bases 1 to 1647 code for a protein of 548 amino acids. Gene Ontology annotation, cellular component: mating-type region heterochromatin. Gene Ontology annotation, molecular function: histone deacetylase activity, NAD-dependent; NAD+ binding.
AUGGAUGAUGAUUUCUCAGACGCCUCAGAGCUAAGCUCUCCUCCAUCAUCUCCCAUCGCUCCUCCUGGCUUCUUCCCUUCGCCGCCGCCAUCACAGGAGGACAAACGCCAAGAAGGGCCGCCCGCCAGCAAGCGACGCCGAGUCGCGACCCCCAAAGUGCCCAAGGAGCGCGUUUCUCGCGAGCUCGACCUCACGCCAGAUUCGCUUCUUUCGCAGCAAGAACAGCAAUCGCAAGUUGAUCUACUUGUCAAGACUCUUCGGAAACACCGCAAAGUUGUCGUCAUUGCUGGUGCGGGCAUCUCAACAUCUGCGGGUAUUCCGGAUUUUCGUUCCACUGAUGGCUUGUUCAAAUCGCUACAGAAGAAACAUAAUCUCAAGGCGUCUGGGAAACUCCUUUUCGACGCCUCCGUCUACCAGGAUGAUACUCUGACCGCGUCGUUUCAGGACAUGGUGCGGUCGCUGUCGGAAGAAGCUGAGAAAACCAGCCCCACGGCCUUUCACCACAUGCUGGCCUCUCUUGGGCAGGAAAACCGUCUUACACGGUUGUAUACGCAGAAUAUUGAUGGCAUUGAGACGGCUAUGCCCCCACUGGCGACCCAGGUCCCCCUCAAUGUCAAGGCCCCAUGGCCGCGCACAAUCCAGCUUCACGGCAGUCUGGAUAAGAUGGUCUGUCAGAAAUGUCGUCACCUGGGAACCUUUGAUCGCGACAUGUUCGCCCGCCCCGACGCCCCUGAAUGUCCCGAGUGCUCGCGCACCAACCAAUUCCGUCUCGAAACCGGCCAGCGCAGUCAUGGUGUGGGCAAGAUGCGACCCCGCAUUGUCCUCUACAACGAACACAAUCCCGACGAGGAAGCCAUCACAUCAGUCAUGAACGCGGAUAUUCGCUCGCGUCCGGACGCGUUAAUCGUCGUUGGCACCAGCAUGAAGAUUCCCGGAGUGCGUCGCCUGGUGAAGAGCCUCUGUCAUGUGAUUAAAGGUCGCAAAAACGGAGUCACCAUGUGGAUCAACAACGAGCCGCCAACGGGCAAGGAAUUUGAAGACUCGUUUGACCUGAUGGUCAAAGGGGACUGCGAAGAAGUCGCCAGGUUAGCCAACCUGAGACGCUGGGACGACCAUACGGCAGAAUUCGUCGAAGAGUCCGAGAUGGAGCAAGCCAAGGGCAAGUUGUCUGUUGUCAUUGAGACGCCCAAGAAGAAGCAGAAGACCAUCACGGCCUUCCCCACGCCGUCAUCCAGCCACGACGAGGAUGUGGAGCUGCCGCAUAAAGCAUCUGCCAAGGGGGGUCGUCCCACCCCAGCCAGUCGCGGACGCAACCUCAAGGAUGUCCUUGGUGCCGCUAAGACGAAUCCUCCGAAGAAACAGCCCGCAGCCAAGAAGCCUGCUGCUAAGCCCAAGGCUCCCAAGAAGGGAACCAAGGCACAGCCCACGAACAGCAAGAUUACCAAAUUCAGCGCAGUCACCAAGGGCACAGCAGCAGGUACUGACAAGCUCUCCAAAGAGGAAGCAUCCAAGGCUAUGCUUCCACUUCCAGCCGGAGCAGCCCGCACAAACGGCCUUAUGUCUCAGCAGGCUGGUGAUAAGUUGGAUACGAUCCAUUCGCCUUCGAUUCCGAAAGGAUUCGACAAUUUGUUGAACCGGCCCGUGUGA